Molecule: messenger RNA, 2134 nt
Organism: Trametes versicolor FP-101664 SS1
Lineage: Eukaryota; Fungi; Basidiomycota; Agaricomycetes; Polyporales; Polyporaceae
Product: Krr1-domain-containing protein
Exons: 8
Coding region: 41-2134 (697 amino acids)
Biological process (GO): endonucleolytic cleavage in ITS1 to separate SSU-rRNA from 5.8S rRNA and LSU-rRNA from tricistronic rRNA transcript (SSU-rRNA, 5.8S rRNA, LSU-rRNA)
Cellular component (GO): 90S preribosome; nucleolus
Source: RefSeq, a predicted model, not a curated record
GGUCAACCGUCCUCGACCGUCUCCGCCUUUCUUGGUCGACAUGCUAUCGGACGAUUCAGACGUCGAGGAGAUCCAUACCCUUACCGUCAACGAACACUUCGCGAAGGCUUUCGAAUAUCGGAAGGAGCGGGAAGAGCUAGCCAAGCUCAAGGAAAAAUAUGGCUCGGACCUCGAUGAGAAUGACGAGGAUGAAGAGGAUUCCGAAGAGGCAGAGUCGGAAGACGAGGACGGCGAGGAGCUCACGCCCGCUGUGGACGCCGCCAUCCUGCGCACACUUGCCCGCAUAAAGCGGAAAGACCCCGCCAUCUACCAGAAUGGGAAGGACAUCUUUGAGGAGGAGAAAGAGAAGACGGGAGACGUGCGGUUCUCGCGACGCAGCGCGAAGGACAAGUCCAAACCCUUGACCAUGCGCCAACACGCCCUCGCGUCUGCUCUCGACGGCGGCGCGUCGCGCUCGGCUUCACCGGAGCCCCUCACGCACGUCGAGGAGCAGAAGGAACUCCGUUCAAAAACCAUCGCCGCGUUCCACACUGCAGUCGAUGCGAAAGACGAGUCCGAGGAGGAAGAGGAUGACUUCUUGGUGCCGCGAGAAAAGACGAAGGAUGAGAUCGAGCGGGAGGAGGAGGAAUACCGCGCAUUCCUCGAGCGCGAGGUCGGGGAAGACCUGUCAGAACUCGUUACGGUAGAAACAGACGCGGCGGGGGUAUGGGAUGGAACCGGCGCGGACUCAGACGGCGACCGCUCUCAAAAGAAGAGUAAGAAGGGGAAGAAAAAGGACAAGAAGCCCUUAAACGGCAAGCAAGAUGAGGACCAGGAGUUCCUCUUGAACUACAUCCUCAACCGCGGGUGGAUAGACAAGUCCGCGCGUCGCAUGCCCACCUACAAAGAAAUUACCGGCUCGAAAAAGGGCAAGGGCAGGUCCGAUGCGGACUCAGAUUCAGAGGGGUCUGAUGACAACGAUGAAGGGGAGGAGGUCAAACAUCAGCCGUUGGAUGAGGACGACUUCGACGAGGUUGCGGACCGCUUCGAGAGCUCGUACAACUUCCGGUUUGAGGAGCCUGGUGCCGCGCAAAUCACGCGAUACCCGCGUACUCUGCCUGAGCUCGUCCGACGGCAGGACACAGCGCGUAAAGAGGCGCGCGAGAAGAGGAAAGCGCGGAAGGAGGAGGAGCUGCUCAAGAAGAAGGAAGAGGUCAAGCGACUGAAGGCACUCAAGCUGAAAGAGCUACGCGCGAAACUUGAGCGCAUCGGGCACGAGGGUGGCAAGGUCCUCGCCGAAACCGAAGCGCUACAAGAGUUGGAUCUGGAGGGCGAGUGGGACCCGGCUAAGCACGACGAGCAGAUGGCCAAGAUCUACGCGGACGACGAGGUAUACGAUGACGAAGAUGAGCUCGUGGAUGAGAAGCCGCAGUGGGACGACGACAUCGACAUCGGCGAGAUCAUUGUUCCCGAAGACGACAAUGACGGGGACGGUGCGUCGAAGAAGAAGAAGAAAAAAAAGAAAAAGAAGAAGGGCGAGGACGACAUGGACGAGGGCGGCGUGGACAUCGCCGACAUGGACGCGGACGUGGAACGUGCCCCAGGGGACGAGGAGGAGUGGGAUGGCACGGAGGAGAUGCGCAAGAAGAAGCUGGACGAGUAUAUGGACGAGAUCUACGGCCUCGACUUCAACGACGUGGUUGCUGGCAUGCCUACGCGGUUCAAGUACGCGAAGGUCGAGUCGCAGACCUUCGGCCUCUCACCCGCGGAGAUCCUCAUGGCGACCGACGCUGAACUCAACACCUACAUGGGUGUCAAGAAGAUCGCGCCGUACCGGAAGGAGGGCAAGGGCCGCAACUGGGACUCCAAGCGUACCGCCCGCCUCCAGGAGCUCAAAGCGAAGCUCAAAGAGCGCGGUAUCGGUGGGAGUGUCCAGGCCGGGGUGGUCGCGCAGGAGAAGAAGAAGCGCAAGGGGAAAAAGGAGCGUAUGCGCGAGAAGGCCGUCGGUGGCGAGGAGGAAGAGGGGGAUGUGCCGGAGCCGAGCGUGCGCAAGCGGAAGUCGGAGGAGAGGGACGAGCCAGAGGAGGGAGACGAAGGGUCUGCGAAGAAGCGACGACGACGGCACAAGAAGUCGACCGCUGCUGUGUCCGCGUAG